Molecule: messenger RNA, 1186 nt
Organism: Phialemonium atrogriseum
Lineage: Eukaryota; Fungi; Ascomycota; Sordariomycetes; Cephalothecales; Cephalothecaceae
Exons: 1
Coding region: 280-948 (222 amino acids)
Source: RefSeq, a predicted model, not a curated record
GCCACCGAAGCUUUCGGACCGCCACAAGGCCGACCUCGUUGAUCUCAGGCGCCGAUGGAUUGUCUCGCGGCGAAGAUGGGAUACCGAGACUGGAAGGGCCUCAUCAAAACCCUCAGCUACGAGAACAAGGGCCUCGGCGAAUCGUUCAUGCGCUACCUUAUGUGACAGGCAGAGCUGCAGGGAAACCCGAUUAAGAGCGAGAAUGCCAUCCGUGUGCACACGAGGAAGCUGGGCCGCUUGUAUAGGAAGUAUAACGCUCGCCUGCCGGAGAGGUCGCUCAUGGAUCACCUUCGGAAUGUCAUCCGUUCCGACAUUACGCGCAAGUGGACGCUGAGGCGCGAGCCGAAGAUCAAGCCCAUUAUGGGCCCCGACUUCUUCAUGUAUCACCUCCAUUUCCUCUGGGUGCGUGACACCUCGGCGUUCCACAUCGGGCUCGACCGGAUCGACGAUGCGUGCCUUCGGAUGUUCUACAUGUGGACCGGCUGUCGAAAGCACGAGCUGAUCUGCGCAAAGCCGAAAGACCUAACGGCAAAAGUGAAGGAGUAUGCCGAGGAAUUAGAUGCUGACAUAGACGUAGAAUGUAGCACGGACAAGUAUAUCAAGCCACGCGUGAAUAAGUGUUGGGUGUGCGACUGCGUGGACGAAUGCGACAGCGACACACGGCUUAAGGUCCUCUGCUGGGAGGACAUUGACCUCUGGAUCCUCCGCGAUCCAGACGGAAACGGCGGCCGGAACCGCCUGGCCAUGCCAGUUCUUCUCCGCUACCACAAGGGCGAGAACAACAAGAUCGUGCCGACCUGGUAUAUCUUCAUCGAAGAGGCACUCCCGAUCCUCUGUCCCAUCGCCCAUAUCCUUUCAAUAGGAACACCUACUAGGAUUAUUUCGGAGUCGAGUCUUGGACCUGAGCGCGGAUGUGAUACUUCACUUUCUCCGACGAGCGCAGCUUGAGGAGCGCUGGCUUCUUAUAGACAGACCCGAGCCCAACCAUUUGCUUUAAACCUUGGCUUCUGAGGAAUUCUGGCCUGGAGUCUGAGGAUGAGCAAAAACCAUGUCCUACAGGGCAUUAAAGUAUUAAACAGCCUGCCGGAAGGUCGCGAGAAAGGCUGGCGCGUGGCUGAGCCCGUAUCAUGCUGGGUGUUGGCCGGAUGGACCCUGGAAUAGUCCUCUGAUAACCAAUGGAUCAGAU